Molecule: messenger RNA, 3621 nt
Organism: Poecilia reticulata (guppy)
Lineage: Eukaryota; Metazoa; Chordata; Actinopteri; Cyprinodontiformes; Poeciliidae
Product: outer dense fiber protein 2
Biological process (GO): negative regulation of cilium assembly
Cellular component (GO): ciliary basal body; centrosome
Source: RefSeq, a predicted model, not a curated record
AAAGCUAACCAAUCAAGUGUAGAUAUUGCGACGAAUGCAUAGUUCCCAUUGUACUAGCGUCAAUAACAACAGAGACAACCCGAAAAUGUGAGUAAUAUUUGUCYUUUCAAAGCAUAUAUUUGUAAGGGACUAUGUUUAGGCUCAGUAAGAGCAACAAGUCUGGUGGUGGCCUUGCUGGUUUCAUUGAACAAGCAAAUGUUCAGUGAGUGGAUCGAAACGCUUAGCAGCUACUCAACCUCAUCUGUUGCUAUGUGUUGACCUUCGAAGCCCCUUUGCUGGCUCAAGUCAUAAGGUAAAGUUUUCAACGUAAGGUAUGUCUCCAGAGGGUAAACCCCAAAGUUCCCCACUUGGUUUCAGUCCCAUCAGGGAGGAUCUCCCUCUGAGUCGUCGUGACCUAGASAACAGUGAUGAACCAGAAGAAGGGAACAGGGCGUGCACUAGUGUCCAGGCAAGAGCUGAGUCUGGCCCCGAGAACUUCAGUAGUGGGAAGAGCCCUUUUCUGAAAGUCCUAAUAGAUGCAGAAGCUGCUUCCAGCGCUGCAGCAAUCCAGCUUGUGGCUUUCAAAGACGCAGUGGACAACGAAUUUGCUAGCUCUGGGAAGUCUACCAAAGACAAAAGCCAAAUCACCCGCCAGAAAGGACUUUUGCUGGAGAAGUUGGAAGAAUUCAGGCGUCUGAAUAAAUCAGUGCGACAGAAGCUAAAACAACUUCAAGAUGCAGAGGUAUAUCGAAUUGAUGCUGACAGAAAGAUGGAAACCUUACUGAAAUGGAUCAGAAACGCUGAAAGUGAAAAUGAGAAUUUAAAAAAAGACCUCGAUGACACGGAGAAGAGGAUUGAUAAACUGAUGGAUUUGCGGAGAGAAGAGCAGGAGAACAUUAAAAGCUUAGUUCACACCACCAAGUCCAUUGAAACAACUCGUGCUCACCUGCAGGGGCAGCUGCGCAACAAGGAAGCAGAGAACAAUCGCCUGACUGUGCAUUUUCGGAGCCUGGAGAGAACUGUAGCAGAGCAGAGGUCAGAGAUUGAUCAGCUGAAGACAUCCUUCGCCUCCCUGACCAAAAAGGCUGUUAAGGACAAAGAAUCUCUGAGGAAAGCUGCACAAGCACAGAAACUGAGAGCAGAGAGAUUCGAAGCUGCCAUAGAAAAGUGCAAUGCACAGCUAAAGGAAAAGGAUUCCCUGCUGGCUAAAGCCCGUUCAGAAAGAGACUCCAGGAGACGGCGAAAGGAGCAGGUGACGGAUGAGAAACAAAAUCUUGUUGCUCAAAUAGACCUUAUGAAAAGUGAAUUGGCAGAGUUGACACUGAGGCUUCAGAAAGAGAGGGACGAGCUAACUGCAGCUAAUGAAAGAAUGGCGCAAAGCCUCGACAAACUCAUUGCUGACAACAGGGACCUCACCAUCACUAAUGCAAUACUCAAGACGUCCGUGGCUCAGUUGGAGGAGCAGCUCGCUGAUUGUGAGUCGGCGCUCGUUGAAGAGAAGACAGUCUCGCUAGAAAAGAAACACGAAGCGGAACAAUGCCACUUUCAGAUUGCAGAACUCAAAGCUGAGAUCGACAGCCUUCAAAUAAAAUAUGCAAAUCUGUUGAGGGAAACAAGAACGACACAAGACGUGAAAGAAACAGAAGUUGAGAAGGUGAGGCAGGAGCUGCAGGGACGCAUAGAGGAGCUGAGAGUUUACCCUGAGUUACUGGGUGAAGCCGAGCAGAGUCUCCUCCAAUGCCAGGAGAACCUGCGCAGGUUGGAGAGGCAGUGUUCGGAAAAAUCAGAGUCCGUUAAGGAACUGCAGUUUAAGAUGGAGACUCAAAGUAAACAGCUGAGAUCAUCUCUGGAGAUGAAAGAUUCUGUUCAUGAGGCCAAUUUGAAGGUACAAGAAAAAGUGAAUUCUCUCCAGAGAAAAAUCGACCAGAUGCAGCAGGAGAACCAGGAGCUGGUCCGAAAGCUGGCGGCUCAGGACGAGGCCCUAAGCUACAGCAACCGGGAGCUGGAUCAGCGCUCCUCGGAGUGUCAGGCUCUGAAUCGGCAGCUGGAAGCUGCUUUGUCGGAUGUCAGAGAGCAGGUGAGUAAAGUAAAAAGCCAGACUUCCUCCAGAGAAGAGGCCCUGCAGACGAAGAUCCUGCAGCUUCAGGCUGAGCAGAGCAGAAGGAAUAAUGAGCUGAAGCUUCUUCGUGAGAGCAAGCAAAAUGCGGAGAAACAGUUUGAGGUGCGACUGAAGAACCUGCAGCUCAGUCUGGACCAAUCAGAGACCCACAAACGCAGCAUUCAGAAUUACGUUGAUUUCCUCAAAAAAUCUUACAUGACAAUUUUUGAUGAAGGGCUACAAACAUCAGCUUUUGGWUCAUCGUAUUUCCUAAAAUGAUGGUUUGCAUUUUGUGUGUGUGCACACUGUAAUAUUUAUAUCAAGUGAGAGUCAAGAUGAAGAAAUUUUAUUGAGAGACAAUAACUGCUGCAUAUGGUGAUAAUGGUGAUAACCCCAGAUUUAUAGAGGUUUUGAUAGCUCUUUUAGCUCAGGUCCAAAGAAGAGGCUGUUUCAUAUUUUGUUAAAUGGAUUCACUCUGUAAAGGUGCUAAAUCCUGGAGCUGCAUUUUUCAACAUUGUUAAAAUGGUGCAGCAGAAAAAAUGAUYGUYAUCUGUGCACUCUGGUGAUGUGGUUGAUUUUUCUACUCUUUUAAGAGAAAGUUGUUGAAAACAAAAACAUCUACGUUAAUCUGGAAACUAGAAUGAUGAAUGGUAAAUUGUUUUAUCCAAAAAUUUACUUCUGAUUAUUAAUAUUUCUACAAUGUAACAUUUGAGCAAUAAUGCCUAACUGUCAAUUUUCCUUCUAUGCUAUUGGCUACAGCAGUAUGACUCUUUAUUUUAAUAAUUUAAGUUGUAGAAGACAUAUCUAAACUCUUUAAGCACAUUUUUGUGGCUUUAAGGAUGUGGUUUGUGUUUUCUGUGGACUCUGAAUGUUAAGUCUUCGUUUCAAAGAGUUGAGAGGUCAGAACCUCAAACAUUUCACUGAGGAUAAUUAAGCCUGGUGGAGGGGAUUUAGAAAACUAAGACUCGCUGUUUGUUGAUGACAGGAAGCUGCCUGAAAAUACAGGGUGUUGCACAGAGAAGGCUUCCACUUCCUGUGUUUAGCAUAUUGUCCGGGUGUAGUUGAUUUGAAUUCCUGAAAAUCAUCAUUCCCUUUUUAAGGAUGCAUCUUCAGAUUGAGCAGAUGGUUUAAGGUCAAGGGACAGAUGGAUUUGUUUCUAAGCUCUUUAGUCUAGCCAGUAGCCAGUUGGUUAAUGACUUCUGUUUUCUUUGCACACACAAUUGGUUCCCAGUCCUGAGCUUGCAUCAUGUCAAGUAUGUAGAUCAAUUGUCAAAUCUGAUUAACUUAGGCUUCCCACAUGUUGGACAUUAUUUUAUUUUUAUUUUGUCUUUGGUGAAUGGUAUAUGGAUUGUUUUUUGUUAGUUUUUUUUUUUUUUACUGGAAACAUGUUCCUUAAUUUACCUCUUGUCUUGUUGGAGAUCUCUGGCCUGCAUGAUCUCAGGUGUCCCAGGUGAGUAAGGUAAAAAGCCAGACUUCCUCCAGAGAAGAGGCCCUGCAGACGAAGAUCCUGCAGGGCCACAGAGAGUGUUAUCUCUCUGUGGUCU